Messenger RNA from Entrophospora sp. SA101, 3273 nucleotides. The record is from the annotation of a GenBank genome assembly. NCBI's taxonomy places the organism in Eukaryota, Fungi, Glomeromycota, Glomeromycetes, Entrophosporales, Entrophosporaceae.
AUGUAUGCUACUAGCUUUCCUGGUGAACCGAAACAAGUUAGUUUUACACCAUAUAACGAUUCUCAAAUUAUGGAAAUAAUUAAAGAUCGUCUUUUAGCUGCAGCCUCUGCAGAAAAGGAAAAUUCAAUUAUGAUGUCAGAAAAACCAAUAUCAUCAUCUUUGAUGCAAGAUAAAGCAAUUGAGCUUUGUGCAAAAAAAGUUGCUGCUUGUAAUGAUUCUGAAAAUUCAUUAGAACAACAACAAAAAAUUUCAAUGCCAGAAAUUACAAUUACACAUAUUAAUCAAAUUAUUAAUACAGACAUCAUCAUUUCACCUAUUACAAAUAGAUUGCGAUCUUUGAAUCAUGCACAAAAAUUUCUACAAGUAUUUUCAAAAAGGAAUCCCACUUUGCCAUUGGAAACUAAUUUGUGUUCUUUAAAAGCAGCAACUGAAGUACUUAAAAAUUCCAAUGUAAUCAAAAUAUCUAGAGCUAAUAAGAUCACUUUGAGUGUUAGAGCGAAGGAUGUUGAAGAUAUCUUAAAAGACAAGAAGCCUUUAUUGAAGAAAGCUUUGAUAUCUAUCAGAUGUGAAAUAAGCGAAGAAAUUAAAGAGUAUCAAGCAAAAUUUCCAACUUUUAGACCACAUCUUGCCAUAAUUCAAAUUGGUAAGAGAGAGGAUUCUACUGUUUAUAUUCAACAGAAAAAACGUGCUGCCGAGGAAAUUGGAAUUGAAUUUAGCAUAUUCAAGAAAGAGGAAGAUAUUUCACAAAAUGAGUUGCUAUCGAUAAUUGAUGAUUUGAAUGAAAAUCCAUCAAUUCACGGAUUAUUGGUGCAAUUGCCUUUACCAAAUCAUAUUAAUAAAGAAAUUGUUACUGAAAAAAUCAAUCCUAAAAAAGAUGUUGAUGGUUUUCAUGUUGAUAAUAUUGGAAGUUUGGUUAAAAGAAAUGGCGAAAGAACAUUUUUACCUUGUACACCAAAAGGAAUUCUUGAACUAUUAAAUCGGACUGGUGUUGAGAUUGCUGGUAAAUGUGCUGUCGUAGGAUUUCCAAUGUUUGCUUUGUUAUCACAUAAAGAUGCAACGGUUACUUUGUGUCAUUCUAAAACAAAGAACUUGGAUGAAAUUGUUAAAACGGGUGAUAUUUUAGUUGUAGCAAUUGGGCGUCCUGAAUAUAUAAAGGGUGAAUGGAUAAAACCAGGUGCAAUUGUAAUUGACGUUGGAACAAAUGCCAUCGAAGGUGUAAGAUGGGUAGGUGACGUACAUUUCCCUAGUGCAUCACAGGUAGCAUCGUAUAUAACUCCUGUACCUGGCGGUGUUGGUCCAAUGACGGUUGCAAUGUUAUUAAAGAAUACAAUGGAAAGUGCAAAGAGAUUUUGGAAAAAUGAUAAAGAAAGAAAGAUAUCUAUUUUAAAUAUUGAUCCAUUAACUCCUGUGCCAUGUGAUGCUGAUAUUGCGUUUAAUCAACUUCCAAAACGAAUAGCUAUUUUGGCUCAAGAACUAGGCUUAACCAAAAACGAGUACGAGUUAUACGGAAAUUAUAAAGCAAAAAUAAACUUAUCAGUAUUAGAUCGAUUAAAGUCUAAAAAAAACGGCAAAUACGUCGUAGUAACUGGUAUAACGCCUACACCUUUAGGAGAAGGUAAAUCAACAACCACAGUUGGUAUAGCUCAAGCUUUAGGUGCACAUCUAGGCAAAAUAAGUUUUGCUUGUGUGAGGCAACCAUCACAAGGACCAACAUUUGGUAUAAAAGGAGGUGCAGCUGGAGGUGGUUAUUCACAAGUUAUACCAAUGGAUGAAUUUAAUUUACAUUUAACCGGUGAUAUACAUGCUGUAACUGCUGCUAAUAAUUUACUAGCUGCUGCAAUUGAUGCUCGUAUGUUUCAUGAAAAUACUCAAAGUGAUAAUGCAUUAUUCAAUAGAUUAUGUCCAGUAAAAAAAGGAUCUCGCACAAUUUCUCCUAUUUUAAUUAGACGAUUGAAUAAACUUGGUAUCGAUAAAACAAAUCCUAGUGAAUUGACACCUGAAGAAAUUAAAAAGUUUGUUAGAUUAGAUAUUGAUCCUGAUUCAAUUACAUGGAAAAGAGUUAUUGAUACAAACGAUAGAUUUUUACGUCGCAUAACAAUUGGACAACAUCCUACAGAAAAAGGUUUUACCAGGGAAACUGGGUUUGAUAUUUCAGUUGCAUCAGAAUGUAUGGCAGUUUUGGCUUUGAGUACAUCUUUAUCUGAUAUGAGUCUAAGAUUGGGUAGAAUGGUGGUUGCAACUUCUAAACAAGAUAAAUUAUCGAUAACUGUGGAUGAUUUGGGUUUAAGUGGUGCUCUAACCGUUUUAAUGAAAGAUGCUAUCAAACCUAACUUGAUGCAAACUUUGGAGGGUACCCCAGUUUUUGUACAUGCUGGCCCAUUUGCCAACAUUGCUCACGGAAAUAAUUCUGUGCUAGCUGAUAUGAUAGCUUUGAAACUGGCUGGUAUUUAUGACGAUGACGAUGAUGAUAAAAAAGGGUAUGUUGUCACUGAAGCCGGAUUUGGUGCCGAUAUUGGAAUGGAAAAGUUUUUUGAUAUUAAGUGUAGAGUAUCUGGUUUAAUCCCUGAUGCUGUGGCAUUAGUUGCGACUGUAAGAGCUUUAAAGAUGCAUGGUGGUGGCCCACAGGUUUCGCCUGGUGUUCCGUUACCUGAAGAGUAUUUGAAAGAAAAUCUAGAAUUAUUGGAAAAAGGAUGUUCCAAUUUAGUAAAACAUAUUCAAAAUGCAAAGAAAUUUGGAUUACCUGUUGUAGUAGCAAUCAAUCAAUUUACAACAGAUACCCAAAACGAGCUUGAUUUAAUUCGUAAGAUUGCAAUAGAAUCGGGUGCCAAAGAUGCAUUACCAUCAACACAUUGGUCUCAUGGUGGUAAAGGUGCAUUGGAUUUAGCUAAAGCAAUAGUUGAGGCUACCAAUUCUUCAUCAUCCGAUAAAAAAUUUAAAUUUUUAUAUGGAUUGGAUAAAUCAAUCGUCGAGAAGAUUGAAAUCAUUGCAAAAGAAAUGUAUGGAGCCGAUGGUAUUGAAUUAAGCGAUUUGGCUAAACAAAAAAUAGAAACUUAUACAAAACAAGGAUUUGCUAAUUUAUCAAUUUGUAUGGCAAAAACUCAUUUAUCAUUAUCCCAUGAUCCAUUGCUCAAAGGUGUGCCAAAAGGAUUUAUAGUACCAAUUCGUGAUAUAAGAGUUUCUGUUGGUGCAGGAUUUUUGUAUCCAUUAUUGGGCGAAGUACAAACAAUGCCUGAUUUAGACCCUGAUACUGGUAGAAUUUCUGGUUUGUUUUAA